Molecule: messenger RNA, 438 nt
Organism: Hydatigera taeniaeformis
Lineage: Eukaryota; Metazoa; Platyhelminthes; Cestoda; Cyclophyllidea; Taeniidae
Source: the annotation of a GenBank genome assembly
AUUUCCGGUCGGGAAAUGUUCGAGUUCAACCCAGCGUUUGUUAACGAAGGCGAAGAGAUCGAUGGCGAUAUCUGUGAUUCUCGGCUUCGUGAGCAAGAGGAAGGCGAAGAGGAAUACGAGAUUCAUGAUAUCGAUAUCUCUGCUUUCGAUGUCGGUUCUAUGGAAGGUCCUGAAGUCGACGAUGCUACCCUCCCAGCUGACGAAAUGGCUGCUGCCAAUGAGGCUGAUUCUUCGCGGAAAGGGACGAAUGCGCUUCCGGUGGAAACGUCAAUUGAAUUCGUUUGCAAGUGGUGGCUGGGAGGAGCCGCUGCAAAACUGAAGAGCGGCAGCGAGAGUAGUGAAGAAGUUCUCAGGGUAUGUAAGACGGGCAAACAGGAAUGGCAAGGGAUGGAGGCUUCGGUGAGGUUACGUGGUGGUGAGUUAAAGUUCAUUUGGUAA